GUUCGUAUGCAGCGCAAGCCUGCGCACUUGACUACCACUACUCGACCUACGUCGCCGUCUAGCUGAGUCGGCUGCACGCAGCGCACUGCGUUCGCUGCGAAGCACCCUUCAUGUCGGGAAGCUCUACACCGAAGCUCGUUGCACCCGAGCCACUCAAGAAAGGGUCGUCCAUCUCGUCAUUGCGCUCCGGCGCGCACGAGCGGGUGUCUACGCCACCGGCGUACGCGUCCGAUCCCAAGUAUAAGAAGUACACACAGCAGGUGGAGAGAUGCCUAAACUCUUUCGAUAGUGUACACGAGUGGGCGGACUUCAUUUCGUUUCUCAAGCAGUUGCUGAAGACCUUCGAGGCGUAUCAGCAAUUCAAAGAGAUCCCGCGCAAGCUUGUGGUGGCUAAACGACUGUCGCAAUGCCUGAACCCCGCCUUACCAACAGGAGUCCAUCAACGAGCAUUGGAUGUCUACUCGCACAUAUUUGCUGUCCUCGGGACGGAGGGUCUGCAUCGUGAUCUUGCACUAUGGUCCUCCGGUCUAUUCCCCUUCUUUGAGUAUGCGGCAACCUCUGUCAAGCCCACGCUCCUCAACCUCUUCGAUACAUACUACUUGCCGCUCCAAGAUGGUCUACGCCCUAUCAUGAAAUCCUUCAUCCUGGCCCUUCUUCCCGGCCUCGAGGAAGAAACUGGGGAAUACUUCGACAAAGUGCUGAGCCUGCUGGACCGUCUCUCUGGCAGCGUAUCUCCGUCGUUCUUCUUUCAGAACAUAUGGAUUGUCAUGUUGACAACUCCUUCUGCUCGUGGGACAUCGCUGAACUUCCUCUCUCGUCGACUGCCAAAGCUAAAAGCUGAGGAAGACAUAACGGAUAUUGUUGGUCGCGAUGUCGGCCUCAUGAUUCGUGCCUUUUCGUCUGCUCUCGAAGAUGACGACCUCCUUGUACGACGUGGCGCGUUGGACCUUCUUUUGCAGUCCUUGCGGAUCGACGGCGUUGCGCUCAAACGCGCCCAAGCCGACGAUCGUAUGAUACUGAUGCGCGCUGCAAGCAGUGUAGUACUUCGCCGGGAUCUGUCUUUGAAUCGCCGACUCUAUUCGUGGCUCCUGGGCCCGAGCGAGGAGGGCCAGCAACAAAUGGAAUACCUCAGAACGUACUCACUCCAGUUGCUUAGCCACACUCUCAGGGAAGAGAUGUUCCACCCAUCCUUGGACUACUCACAAGCUCGGCCGUUCAAGAUCUUUAUCUCACUUCUCGAUAAAUGGGAGAUCGGUUCGCCGCUUACUGAGGUACUUAUUUACGAUGCAUUCAAGGCGAUCAGGAGAGCCCUCGAGAGUGGCUCCGAGUCCGGUGAUGAUAUCAGCAUGACAGCUAGCACGUUAUAUGAGGCCGUGGAACCUCAUCUGUUGUGGAAACAGCUGUAUUCCAUCGUCUACUCGGAGAUCACGUCCCAGAGCACCAAAUGUGAGGGAUGUGACAUGGUUGCAUACAUCAUCUCCACGUUUCAUGGUCAAGACGAGGAGAUCGAGACUGUCCAUCUACCUGUUAUUUUCGCCGGUAUUGCAGAACUGCUUGCGAUUUGUAUACAGGAACAACCCCCUCGACUAUCGACAGCCGCGCUCUCCAAGGUUCUGGCAUUACAGCAGGAAAUAUUGCAGCAUAUGUCUCCUGCAAGCCCGCUGAAGUCAAGGCCGCCCGUUUCCAAAGACUUAGAGUCUACCGCGGCUGUGUCUAGUCCGGCAUCCUUCGCCUGUAUCUUCUACGGCAUCCCUGGUGCAUUGUCCACGCCUUCCCGAGCUUCUCCAGCCUUGCCAUUCGCAACUGCGUUCGAGGAUCUAAUCUCCCUUAGUGCAUAUGCGUCACGAACACUUCUGACCGAGGGCGAGCAGUCGGAAGGAAUGCGCGAAGUAUUGGUAGAUGCUCUGGCGCUCGUGGCGGAUGUCGUUUCUCAGCACGGUUCAACACACGCUCGAUCCGUCACGCUGGCUUGGGAGCCUAGUUCGUGGCUUGCGUGCGUGCUGCAGUGUGUGGAACCUAAGGUGACGUCCUUCUUGGUGGUGGAGAGUGUAGUGAGCACUGUUACCGCUCUUCACGAUGCGCAAACACUGCAGCCAUGUCUAUCGAUUGACGAACGCUCCGUCAUUUCCGCUAUGGUCAACGCUCUCCUGCGAUAUUUGCGAUUGCAAUGGGCUGCAUAUCAUGCACGGGCUGUUGGCCUGAUCUGGUCGCUGGAGGGCCUCAGCCGUAAACGGCACGUGGAAGCAGUCAUUGCCCGCAGAAUGACGUCGGAAGACCCCGCCGAAAUCGAGGAAGCCUGCGAGACGUUUGGUGUCUUAUGGAGACUCACAGACGACGAUCUCGUACCCGGGUCUAGGUUGAAGGUGCCGAUGAUGAUCGCUCUUGACACACUGAAGAGCAGUGACCCCGCUUUGCGUCGGAUUGGAGAAACCUGGAUGCGCUGCAGCCUCAAAUCCUACUUACGCGUGCUUGAUCCCAUUCUAUUCGACUUGCUUGACCCCUCCAUUCGACGCUCACCAUCGACAUUGGAGCUCAACGGGAAAGAACUGCAUGGGUUCGCUUAUGAUCUUCCGUUUGACCAACGCUAUAUAAUCCACAUGCUCGAGACACUGCUCUCUGUGAUCAAAUUUGGGGGCCAAGGUUUUAGCAAGACGGCUCGCACUACGCCAGUCGGUCGAUCCCCUCAUGCGGAGCUGCUCAAGCGGUUACAAGAAGCUAGUGCGUCGUCUCAAGAUACAAGUUACAUGGAUGUCCUCUUGUACUUGCUCCUCCGGUUCCUAGAGUCCGAGCCGAAACCUGCUCUCGCCUCAAGGAUGGCCAACUUCAAUGUUGCCCUUCAUAAUAUCUCGAUCGACAUAUUGCAAGCAUUGGUCGCUCGCGGAGAGGUUGAUUUCCCCGCGUUACAGACGAUGGAAUCGGCCGUGAUCAAGAAGCUCUACAUUGGUGUCCACCUCGGCCGCCUGGAUCUCCAGAACAAGCUGCUGCACCUGCUUCAUUCUAUCAUCUCUGCAUCAAUCCCUAGUGGGGGCACAUACCAUGGGAAAGGCAAAUUUUCAGCAAGUCAAUUCACGGACAUGGCUGAAUCGUCAGAGAGGACACCAAGGCCAAGUACAGACUCAUACGGCAUCCAUCCGCUCCUGGCCCAGACGCUGCUGGACGGAGUAUUGGUUGUCACCAACCGGUCGAUCCUGCAGCAUUGGCUCGACUUCAUCCUCAUGACCGUGCCGCAAUUCCAAGAUCCCCUACAAACAUGCAUCGUGCCACUGAGUCAUGGUAUUUGUCGUCAAUUGCAAUCCGCACUAGGUGACAUGCGUCGAGCGUCUGCUGAAGAACAUACAUUCGAUGACUUCGAGGCGAUCACAAGCGAUGCGGACUUUGUUGCCCUGCUAACUUCUUUGGAACGCCUGGUGCUACUCAGCCUCUCCCGAAUAUCGGACACAAGUCCGACGGAGGAGGAACCCACGGCGAGUGAGAAACCAGUACAAGAGUCAUCGGGUCUACUCGGAUACGUAUCGAACGUAUUUAGCUCGGAAACUUCAAACGCUCUGGAUGAAGCCGCACCGACGCGUUCAUCUGACUAUGACAGUCUGCACGAAGCAGUCAGUGUUUUGUAUGCAACGUGGGACAUCCUCAGCGAUCCGGACCGCCAACUGUGGUCUGAUGUGUAUCCAAAGGCAAAGACAAGAUGUCGGAAGGUCUUUGAGCAUCUAUUCCGAGCACAUCCUCCCGAGGUGCUGGAAUUCAUUGUCGAUUGCUGGCGUCGCGACUCCACGGCUGCAACAACUGCCUUUGACGUGGUCGACGUUCUUGCGUCUAGUGCGCAAACCGUCGUGCGAAUGACCUGCGAAAGCAUCGCAGUUCGCACACCUGGUAUGCCCGAUCGGUCAAGGAAACCAGCAGUAGCCACUAGUCUGACGGAUCUUAUGCUCUACGACUUCCUUGAGCAAUACCUGCGACGCCUUGAAGGACCUCUCGUAGUGCAAGUUUGGCCUCGCUUCGUUCAACUCUCUAAAGAUCUUCUAGCAUCGUUGCGGGAGUUCAAGAUGCAAGCAUUCCCUGCAUUCAGAUGUUGCACCGUCCUCGCUGACAAGUUGUCCCAGACAACAGCAUUGGAGGACCGACGGUUACGCAAGGAGCUGCAGGAUUCAUAUACUAAAUUGCUCGAUAUAUGCGUGCUAUCUAGCAAGCCGUAUGAUCAAGGGUCCUGGAUCCGUCGAACAACUCCGAAAGAGAAUCUCACUGUCAAUGGCAGAGAUUCGCCGCUGCCUCGAGUUGCGUCAGACACGAAGUUGGAUGAGAAGAUGAACGCCAGCAACACGUCACUCCCAGAUGCGGUGAAACCUGGCUACGGAACGGACGUUGUCGAACAGAUCAACGACUACAUCGCAUCAAGUGUGCUACCUGACUUGCGAAGACUCCUCGUUGAUAGCGACAGGGUAUUGGCAGCGUGCAACAGCAUCGCCUACAACAUUAUAAACCCGUCGCUCAAGGGAAAGACUCGGCCCUUGGACAUCGACGACAAGGUUCUUUCAAUCUUACAAGAGAUGACCAGGAUCGGGGCAGCAUACAAGGCGUGGAGAGGCGCGGUCACAGACGUGCUGAACGACAACAGAUGCUUCAACUCGUCCCCUCAGGCUGGUGGAAAGUGGAGGAUCAUGGUGAAGGCUCUGUAUGACGUGGACAAAGCGGCCUUGUCGGAUCUCCUGGCGAAGAUCACCACCGCUCCAUCCGCGAACAUCUUCACGAACAGGGAGUACGAGAUGCUUCUGCGAUCAUUGAACCUGCGGCGACUCUCCUACGUCCUGCUCUCCGGAGAGAAGAAUCACUUCCUCACCCAGCUGCCGAGCAUCCAAGAGAAGCUGGUAGAUACGCUUCGCAACGUCUCUGCGCCGGUGGUCCAGUGCGAGGUGUACCUAUGCGUGCGAGUCCUUCUAUGCCGCCUGUCACCGCACAACUUAUCAAGCUUCUGGCCCGUCAUUUUGACUGAGCUGUACGGCCUCUUUGAGAGGGUCAUCACCAGUCUCCCAUCCGAUGGCUCCGAGGAGCUGACGCUGGUGCUCGCUGCCUGCAAACUGCUUGACCUUCUUCUCGUACUGCAGACAGAAGAGUUUCAAAUACACCAGUGGAUCUUCAUCACGGACACGGUGGACGCGAUCUACCGACCGGAGGGCUGGUUCCCGGAAGCGAUCCUGGACCGAUUAGCAGAGGUCACUGGCGACUUGCCCGUCACGGAGAACGCCGCACCGUCAUUGCACGGCGCAACGACGACACCGACAGUCGAGAGCAGACCGAUGCGGCGCCCCAUGCUGCGCUCGCUCCGGCAAAUCGAUAGCAUCCGCGAGCUGGUGCCGUUCUUCUCGCACGCCAGCAUCGCUUCGUAUGAGAGUGUGUACAGUAGCGGGGGCAACGUAGAUUGGGAGGCGGUAGAGGAGGGCUUGCUGGAGGACAUGUUCGAUGGGCGGUAAUAGUAGUGUUCACUCGAUACCAUGUAGCUUAUUACUGUUUCACUGCUUCCGGUAAAUACCUAAUUGCCUGCUCGACGCAACGUGUG
Messenger RNA from Rhodofomes roseus, 5551 nucleotides. RefSeq names its product Dopey, N-terminal-domain-containing protein. The record is from RefSeq and is a predicted model, not a curated record. NCBI's taxonomy places the organism in Eukaryota, Fungi, Basidiomycota, Agaricomycetes, Polyporales, Fomitopsidaceae. Gene Ontology annotation, cellular component: trans-Golgi network; endosome. The transcript has 28 exons. Gene Ontology annotation, biological process: Golgi to endosome transport. The coding region runs from base 111 to 5465 and encodes 1784 amino acids.